GAAUCUUCUGAAUCUUCUGAAUCUUCUGAAUCUUCUGAAUCUUCUGAAUCUUCUGAAUCUUCUGAAUCUUCUGAAUCUUCUGAAUCUUCUGAAUCUUCUGAAUCUUCUGAAUCUUCUGAAUCUUCUGAAUCUUCUGAAUCUUCUGAAUCUUCUGAAUCUUCUGAAUCUUCUGAAUCUUCUGAAUCUUCUGAAUCUUCUGAAUCUUCUGAAUCUUCUGAAUCUUCUGAAUCUUCUGAAUCUUCUGAAUCUUCUGAAUCUUCUGAAUCUUCUGAAUCUUCUGAAUCUUCUGAAUCUUCUGAAUCUUCUGAAUCUUCUGAAUCUUCUGAAUCUUCUGAAUCUUCUGAAUCUUCUGAAUCUUCUGAAUCUUCUGAAUCUUCUGAAUCUUCUGAAUCUUCUGAAUCUUCUGAAUCUUCUGAAUCUUCUGAAUCUUCUGAAUCUUCUGAAUCUUCUGAAUCUUCUGAAUCUUCUGAAUCUUCUGAAUCUUCUGAAUCUUCUGAAUCUUCUGAAUCUUCUGAAUCUUCUGAAUCUUCUGAAUCUUCUGAAUCUUCUGAA
Aedes aegypti (yellow fever mosquito) is the source of this 552-nucleotide messenger RNA. Its product is annotated as osteocalcin 2-like. The transcript has a single exon. The record is from RefSeq and is a predicted model, not a curated record. The annotation marks the transcript as partial. Lineage: Eukaryota; Metazoa; Arthropoda; Insecta; Diptera; Culicidae.